AUGAACGGGACGGAGGGGAUCAAUUUUUACGUGCCUAUGUCCAACAAGACCGGGGUGGUGCGGAGCCCCUUCGAGUACCCGCAGUACUACCUGGCCGAGCCCUGGAAAUACCGCCUCGUGUGCUGCUACAUCUUCUUCCUCAUCUCCACCGGCUUCCCCAUCAACUUCCUCACCCUCCUGGUCACCUUCAAGCACAAGAAGCUCCGGCAGCCCCUCAACUACAUCCUGGUCAACCUGGCGGUGGCUGACCUGUGCAUGGCCUGCUUUGGUUUCACCGUCACCUUCUACACCGCCUGGAACGGCUACUUCGUGUUCGGCCCCAUUGGCUGUGCCGUGGAGGGAUUCUUUGCCACGCUGGGAGGCCAGGUCGCCCUGUGGUCCCUGGUUGUCCUGGCCAUCGAGCGCUACAUCGUCAUCUGCAAGCCCAUGGGCAACUUCCGCUUCUCCGCCAGCCACGCCAUGAUGGGCAUCGCCUUCACCUGGGUCAUGGCCAUUUCCUGCGCCGCCCCGCCGCUCUUCGGCUGGUCCAGGUACAUCCCGGAGGGGAUGCAGUGCUCCUGUGGGCCCGACUACUACACCCACAACCCCGACUUCCACAACGAGUCCUACGUGCUCUACAUGUUCGUCAUCCACUUCAUCAUCCCCGUCGUCAUCAUCUUCUUCUCCUACGGGCGCCUCGUUUGCAAAGUCCGCGAGGCAGCUGCCCAGCAGCAGGAAUCGGCCACGACCCAGAAGGCGGAGAAGGAGGUGACGCGGAUGGUGAUCCUGAUGGUGCUGGGCUUCAUGCUGGCCUGGACGCCCUACGCCGUGGUGGCGUUCUGGAUCUUCACCAACAAGGGCGCCGACUUCACGGCCACGCUGAUGGCAGUGCCUGCCUUCUUCUCCAAGAGCUCCUCCCUCUACAACCCCAUCAUCUACGUGCUCAUGAACAAACAGUUCCGUAACUGCAUGAUCACCACAAUCUGCUGCGGCAAGAACCCCUUCGGGGAUGAAGAGACCUCCUCCACCGUAUCCCAGAGCAAGACCGAGGUCUCCUCCGUCUCCUCCAGCCAAGUAUCACCUGCAUAG
This is a messenger RNA of Melozone crissalis (California towhee), 1068 nucleotides long. Its product is annotated as green-sensitive opsin. Gene Ontology annotation, cellular component: photoreceptor outer segment; membrane. Gene Ontology annotation, biological process: visual perception; phototransduction; G protein-coupled receptor signaling pathway. The transcript is spliced from 5 exons. The record is from RefSeq and is a predicted model, not a curated record. Lineage: Eukaryota; Metazoa; Chordata; Aves; Passeriformes; Passerellidae. The coding region runs from base 1 to 1068 and encodes 355 amino acids. Gene Ontology annotation, molecular function: G protein-coupled receptor activity.